AUGCUACCCUUCAAGCUCCUCAGUACUCUAGUAACAUUCACCUCAGCUCUAUCGUUCAUAGGAACAUCGGCACAAAACUUCUGCAUUCACGGCAUCAACUACAACCCUCGUAUUGGACCCGACUGGGCUCCAGUUGAACAGCGAUGCAAGACCCCCGCUAGUAUUCAGGAGGAUAUGGAAACUCUAGCUCAAGUCACCCGCUCCAUUCGCUUGUAUGGGCUUGAAGACUGCGACCAAAGCUCGACUGUACUACCUGCAGCUAUCAAUGCGGGUUUAACCGUCUCGUUGGGCCUCUGGGUCACCGGUGAUGACGCUGUCUUCGAGUCGGAGUUUGAGCAACUGCAGACGCUCAUUCAGCAGCACUCGGAUCUAUUCACUAGCGGAAGGAUUGUUGACAUUCACGUGGGUAGUGAAGCCAUCUAUCGGAAGGAGAUCACUGCCGCGACAAACAUCGAAUAUCUGCAACGUGUCAAGGCUCUUCUCACCGCUUACAACGUGGAUGUGCUUGCUACAAUUGCAGAGAUUGGCGACGUGUAUCUGGCCCACCCAGAGCUCAUCAACGCUGUGGACUUCGUGCAAGCCAACGGUUUCCCCUUCUGGGAGAGAAUCGCUGUAGAGAACGCUGUAGCUUACUUUGAGUCGAGAAUGGAGCCGCUGUAUCUACAGGCAAUUGCCAGUGACAAGAAAUUGGUGAUCGGAGAGACCGGAUGGGCGUCGGGUGGAUUGAGUCCCAAUGCGUCGGAGGCUUCGCCCUCGAACGCCGCUCACUACUUCAACGACUUCUAUCAGAUGGCUCAGCAGCAAGGACUCGAGUUCUACUACUUCGAGGGUUUUGACGAGGAAUGGAAGGUUUACACCACUGAUGACACCGUCGAGGGAUACUUUGGCCUGUUCCAAGGGGACAGGACACUCAAACCUGAGAUCGCUGCUCUCUCGCUUGGCUCAAGCUGUUCUACUAGUAGAAGCGAGGAGGCCAGUGCUAGCUCUGGUGCAUAUACUCCUGGAACAGACGCUCCAGCCCCCACCGAGUCUACCAGUACCACAACGCCGCCGCCUACUAGCACCGCCAGACCCGAAGAGUGCCACGUAAGACGGUCGUAG
This is a messenger RNA of Phytophthora nicotianae INRA-310, 1101 nucleotides long. RefSeq lists its product as hypothetical. The transcript has a single exon. The record is from RefSeq and is a predicted model, not a curated record. Gene Ontology annotation, molecular function: hydrolase activity, hydrolyzing O-glycosyl compounds. The coding region runs from base 1 to 1101 and encodes 366 amino acids. Lineage: Eukaryota; Oomycota; Peronosporomycetes; Peronosporales; Peronosporaceae. Gene Ontology annotation, biological process: carbohydrate metabolic process.